AUCUUGUUUUCACUAUGAGAAGUGAAUCGGAUUGUAUGGAUUGGUUGCAGCAGAAAAUGCAAAUUAUGAUUCUUUUUCCUUGUUGGAUUUUUUCAAUCCUGUUGAAUGUGUAACUACAACUAUGGCAACAAGAGUAGAAAUAAAUUCUACUUUGGCGUCUUUGACGACAGUACCUGACUUAAAUGAAAGCAGAAAUGAGGAUAAAUCACAGCGUGUGUAUGUGAGUGUGCUUUCAGAUGCAAGUAACAAGACAAAGGAGGCUUCAGCAUCACUAACUCUUGAAGAGAAGAACAAGUUUGGGAGUACUUUGAGAUCUGCAACAAUGCCGUCACUAGGAUCAAGGCCAAGACUUUUUCCAAAGCCUUUUUCUAAAGAGAAAUCUUCAGAUACUUUUGCAAAUGUAAAACCACCUAUUCCGGCUUUCAGAUCAAGUAGUCUUAUUAGAAAGGCCACUGAAGAAACAUCAUCUGUUAAGGUAUUAAGUGGAAAUGUUCCUCCGUUAGUAGAUCAGACGGUAAUUGAAAAUGAAAAUAAGGCUGGCAGUGAAGUAGUCACAAACAUGACUUUCUACACUGGUCCCAGUGCGAAUACUGUCAUUCUUUUUGAGACGGCAGGCACAGAGCAAUCAAAGGUAAACCUGGCCCAAGAAAAAAGGGCUGCUGAUGACUGCAGAGUAUUUAGUACUAUGCAAACGAAAGAGCUUCAGUGCAAUGCGAAGCUGGAGAAACCAUCUCAGCCAUCUGAAACAUCCAGGAAUAGUGAAGGGUCUCUUCAUAGGCAGAUAUCGUUUUCCUCCAGUCUUAGACCAGUCUCUUGGAAUUCCCUCAAAACUGGUGAAAAAAAAGAUGCUUAUGAAGUUCACCCAGGGGAGAAAAACAGUGAUGAUGCAAAUAAUACCAACAGUGAAGUUGAUUUCUCUAUUGAUGUGCAGCAAAGGCCAAAACAUAGACCAGUAUCUGCUAUUUUUCUGGAAUCAUUACGAGAUCAAAAGCAUCGCACCGUGGAAGCUUCUGAGGAAGAAUCUCCUGCAGAGAAAUCCUGGGUUAGAAAACCAAGGCCUUUGUCCAUGGACCUGACAGCCAAGUUUGAACAUAAAGAUCUUUCUUCUUGCAAGAAGACUUGUUCAUCUCAUGAAAGCAAGGAGAAUGUAUCGAUAAUUUCUUUUACUGACGUGGGCUGUCAUGAUCAGUCUGAAGCGGGGCCAAAAACUGAAGAAACUGAAUUUAAUAAAGUCAGUUCUUCUAAAACAAAUUUGAAGUGCAGUAGUCAGGACAACGGCAUCCUAAAUAAUGGAAAAUACAUAUGGGAAACGAAGCUUAAAUCUAAAAGUGAACAAAUUGAGGCAAAACCAGAAAUAAUGACUAAAUUGCAUGGUUCUGAAAGAAGCCAUGAAACCACUAGUGAAAGCAGAACUAAUACGGAGGGCAAAAGACCAGAUCAAAAAGAAACUUAUAUGUUUCUAGGCUGUGAAAGCCCUGCAGCUUCCUCAGAAAAAGAGAACAAUAUUGUAAGAGGUAGUGUUAAAAAACACAUUAGUUUGUUUACUUCAGAAAAUCCCAGUACCUCAAUGGAUACAGAGCUUCUCCCAUCAACUGCUGAGAAGGAAAACAGAUGUGUGAACAUCCAACAGAGAAUCAAAGAACUGACAACAGAAAAUACUGAUAUUAAGCCAGGAAAUCUACGCAGGUCACUUCAAUCACGACCACUUUCUGCAGAUUUAACAAAGAUGUUUUCAAGUCCGACAUCAAGCAGUGAAGCAAAGCCUGAGAAACCUGCUGAAAUUAGAAACGACUCUAUCAAUGAAAUGCAAGGAAAUCAAAAAAGCAAGGAGGUCACGGUUGCACGUGGCACUGAUUUCACUGAAGCACAUGCUACUGGGAACCCUUGGAAACCCCGGCAGAUUUUAAAAAUAACAAAUAAACCCGAUCAGAUAGAGAGGAAAGGAAGCUGCCUUGGAGAUGGUCAGCAUUUUUCUCAGCAAAGUGAAAAUUCUGUCUCGUUCACAAGCAACUUGGAAAAAAAAUUAAAGCCAACCACACUUAUGGAAAAGACCUACAUUAAAACUGUCCGAGCCACCAUGUUUGACCAUAAUGUUCAGAGGCAUAAUGUUGCUGCUGAUCAUCCUGGAAUUGAUUCUGCACUGAAAAUGAAUAAUGAGCUUGAGGCAAAGCAUGAUGGGGUGACUUCGGGACACAACAGACAAUCAUGGAUGGGAGAAGUGGAGGAAACCACUAGUAUAAAGAAGGAGUAUCACAAGCAAUCUGAUUCAUCAAAACAUAUAGCAGAUGUAGAAAAAAGUGGAAAACCAGCUUGUUCAAGUGAAGGCAAGAAAAUGGCUCCGGGAAUUGUCUUAGAAAAAUCUUUGGUUGAGAAAAGUGAAAAACCCAUUCCUAAAAAUGCAGAAGAUCCUCUAAUUUAUCAAAGAAUAGAGCCGAGAUAUGAAAUCUUUCAGACGUGUGGUGAAAGAGCUCUUAGCGAAGCCAUUAUAAUGGCUCCUGAAAAAAAGGCCAUGACGCUCAGAACUAGAAAAACAUCUUUGAAAGAGAAUAAAAGUGAUGAGGAUGUUUUACACACUGGUCCAAACCUUUAUUACAGGAACCAAAUAAAAAUUUCACGAGUACAAAUUGUAGAGAAGACUCACGGGAAGUUCAUAUUAACAAGGAUUGGGUCAAAGUAG
Pygoscelis adeliae (Adelie penguin) is the source of this 2677-nucleotide messenger RNA. RefSeq lists its product as uncharacterized. Lineage: Eukaryota; Metazoa; Chordata; Aves; Sphenisciformes; Spheniscidae. Bases 122 to 2677 code for a protein of 851 amino acids. The record is from RefSeq and is a predicted model, not a curated record. The transcript has 5 exons.